Schizophyllum commune H4-8 is the source of this 1035-nucleotide messenger RNA. RefSeq lists its product as uncharacterized. NCBI's taxonomy places the organism in Eukaryota, Fungi, Basidiomycota, Agaricomycetes, Agaricales, Schizophyllaceae. The transcript is spliced from 6 exons. The coding region runs from base 1 to 1035 and encodes 344 amino acids. The record is from RefSeq and is a predicted model, not a curated record.
AUGGCGCGCCUACGCGUCGCAGCUGCCUUGACAUCCAUUCUCGUCGCCGUACUUGCAGCAGUCCUGUGGAAGUCAGGAGAGCAGCAUCAGAUCUUCGAUGUCCCGUCGGGAUUGGGAUUCGCGAAAUUCAGCUGGACGUCUUUUCGGCAAAGUAAACCGGACACGACUGCUGUGGUACUAAACUGGUCUCGACUUCCUAAUGUCGUCCGCAUCGCGUCGCUAUUGUGCGAACACUCCCUCGACGAUGCCAUUGCAUCCGACUUUGCCUUCACGGGAUGCCCUACUACGAAAUUGAAGAUUCAUAAUUCGCCUGAGAAUCUCUAUUUCCAGGCGCGGUUCCUGGCUUGUGCUCAGUCAACGACCGAGUUCUGUUUCAUACAGGACGACGACUACAUCGUAUGGCCAUCGGUUAUCCAGUCGCUACACGCUCGCAUAGCCAACUCAGAUGUUCGUGGCGUUCACUUGCUCCCUCCUCACGAACAUCUGUCGUCCACGCUACAAACCGUUGUCGCGCCGCCAAACAUUCACACCGACUUCGCUUGGCUGGGACACGGGGCCAUAAUCAGGAGGUCUGUGUGUACGGAGUUCCUGUCGCUUCUCGAGCACCUGAAAAUGGACGACGAGCAACGGAAGAUGGCCGAUAACUACUAUACGAUCCUCAGCAAUACAUUCACAGAGAAGUGGUUUGAUCAAGGGUACGAACUCGGUGGUGGGCAACCCUUCACGGUUGGUACGGAAGGCGAUCUGCGCAAUCAGAGACACAUCGCUAGUGCUACCCAGAUGCUCGAUCAACUCUUCGCGGGAGAGACGAGCCCGUGUGCGCGAGGUGUCCCCUACGUCGAUUGUUCGAACGAUGUUCAAGCCCCAAAGCUGAGCCACGCACCGUGUAAGGACACGGCUUGCCUAUUCCAGACCAAUAUUCAGCUCCUUCCGGCGAUCUCUGCGCAAGCUUCUCGUGCGGCGGAGCUGGCCAAGGUUGCACAAGACAGCGACGCUGCUCUAGGUACCCCAAUCUCCUCCGAGCCCACUCCAUGA